Paramecium tetraurelia is the source of this 801-nucleotide messenger RNA. RefSeq lists its product as uncharacterized. Gene Ontology annotation, biological process: plasma membrane phospholipid scrambling. Gene Ontology annotation, molecular function: phospholipid scramblase activity. Lineage: Eukaryota; Ciliophora; Oligohymenophorea; Peniculida; Parameciidae. The record is from RefSeq and is a predicted model, not a curated record. The transcript is spliced from 5 exons. Gene Ontology annotation, cellular component: plasma membrane.
AUGAACAUCCCUCUAACUGUCUCCAAUGAUCUGCCAUAACCAAACUUUUACUAGAUGAACGAAUAUAGAUAAGUUACAACUAGAACAAAUAGCCUAUAGAUAAUGUUCUCUUUACCUGGUAUCUAAGUUUAAGAGUAAUUUUAAAAAAAGUCCACAUUUAGUUUUGGUUAACAAAGGGAAAGGUAUUUCAAUAUAUUUCCAACAAACUUUUGUGGACAACCAGCAUUAUAAAUGCCAUUAUUUACAAGCAUAAAAACUCAUGUUCCCGAGCGAUUUUGCGGUGGUGACUUGCCCCCAUUAUUAGUAUUUGUAUAGAAAAGUUAAUAACCAAAUCUUUAAUAAAUACCCUAUGGACCAAUUCAGGAUGGAUUCUUUUUGAAAUUGGAGAGAAAGUGGAGAUGCAGUUAAUGUUGUUUUAAUAGAUCUCCUCUAGAUGUAAUUUAUAUUGAAAAUGGUUAAAAUGUGCUCUUAGGAUAAAUUGAAGUUCCAUAUGCCAUACUACAUCAAACUUGUAAUAUAUAUGAUAGGAAUAAUAACCUAAAGUAUAAUAUCACUUAAAGGCUUUUCGGGGAAUCUACAAAGCUUAGUUUUUUUCCUUGGGAUGAAAGAGAGAGUCAACUUUUCUUUGAUAUCAAGGAUUCAAGAGGUCAAAUAGUUUCAUAGAUGAGAAAAUAGACUAAAAGUAAGUUUAAUUAUGAUGUAUCGGUUAAUUUUAGUCUUAUAUUUCCUCAAAAUUCAAUACCUGAGGAGAAGGCUUUACUUUUAGCUGCAAUAUUAAUGUUUGAAUGCAUGUAUUUUUGA